Messenger RNA from Anopheles marshallii, 678 nucleotides. RefSeq lists its product as uncharacterized. The transcript has a single exon. Bases 1 to 678 code for a protein of 225 amino acids. The record is from RefSeq and is a predicted model, not a curated record. NCBI's taxonomy places the organism in Eukaryota, Metazoa, Arthropoda, Insecta, Diptera, Culicidae.
AUGCUGCUGCUUGCCUUCCGUAGCUUUUUCUUCAUCGCCGUUAUCCUCGGCUACAGUACGGGCAUUUGGCGGCUGAUUAACGAUUACUUCCGGCGCGAGUUCCAGUCCUACCUCGAGGUGGAGUCACAGACGAACAAGUACCUGUUGCAGGACCCGCCCAAAUCCGCACCGGACCGGAACCCCCGGGCCGGACCACCGGAAGCGCCCGAUAAUCAGCUUCCCGCGCCGAACGUGGAGCAGCUGUUUGGCGAUGUAAAACACCGGCCCGACCAUCAACAGGUGACAGAUUCGAUUAUGGUGCUUUUCGAAACCCUCCCGAGUAGCGCCACCGCCGAACCUGUGCCAGAUGCGAAAGUUUACGCGAAUGGGCAGGAAGCCGAAACGCAUCGACCGGGAGAGAUGGCGGUGGUGGUGGCAGCGGAAGUCACCGAUAUCCGGCCCCAGGAUGAAGGGCAUGUGCGUACGAUGGAACCAACUGAGGGGGAACGGGAUGGGGGGGAGGAGGAGAAGUGGAUUUCGUACUGGAGCAAGCGAGGCAUGGACCGGAAGCGUGACGGGCCCGAUGAUGAUAGCAACGCGAACGCUUACUGUACGAUUAGCGGUGAAACGUUUGCCGGUGCCGUGACCAGGAUCGCGCAGCGGAUAGCAGCGGACGGUGAUGGUGUCGGUUGCGUGUAA